This is a messenger RNA of Wallemia mellicola CBS 633.66, 2325 nucleotides long. RefSeq lists its product as hypothetical. Bases 651 to 2213 code for a protein of 520 amino acids. The record is from RefSeq and is a predicted model, not a curated record. The transcript has 2 exons. NCBI's taxonomy places the organism in Eukaryota, Fungi, Basidiomycota, Wallemiomycetes, Wallemiales, Wallemiaceae.
GUGGCCAAUGACUUUCGGUUUAGGUGAGUUUCUAACGAAGGAGACCUUGCAGACUGUCUUUGCGAGGUUUCUGGGUGUAUUUGGAUCAAAAGCUGACAACACUUUCCAGCAUGUUGCGCUAUUGGUGAGUUAUCAAUAGAAGAGGUGCAGUAAUGGCUCCCAAAUUGCUGCCCCUUCAGUCCAUCUAAGUGCACUUCUAACAAAAAUUUCAGAGAUGAUGCAUAUGGCUACAGCGCGUUACGAUCAAGAUAGAUUGGGUGUUGUUUUCCGUGCGUCACCAAGACAGUCAGAUUUGAUGAUUGUUGCUGGUACACUCACGAACAAGAUGGCACCAGCUUUACGUAAAGUCUACGACCAAAUGCCGGAACCACGUUGGGUUAUUAGUAUGGGAAGUUGCGCCAACGGAGGUGGAUACUACCACUACUCAUACUCCGUCGUCCGUGGUUGCGACAGAAUUGUACCAGUCGACGUGUACUCACCUGGAUGUCCACCAACUGCUGAGGCGCUCUUGUACGCGAUGUUACAAUUACAGAGGAAGAUCAGAAGAAACCGUACAGCGACACUUUGGUACAGAAAGUAAAUAAUAAUAGCAUUUUGUAAUUUCUUUUUUAUUUCAUUAUCUUUAAACUUACACUCGAGCGACCAUCAUAAUGGAGAACGGGAACGGCUCCCAAUUGUCGCCGCCGCAGAUGCCAGAGAGCCUCCUCCCUGCGAAUACCUCGCUGAGGUCCAUCAAAUACGACAGACUCAGCAAAUCACCAAAGGCGAACGUCAAUAACGAUCCCCCUCCUUUAUACCCCGACAAUCCAGCUCCUCUUGACCUCAAGCGUGACGCACAGCCCGUUCUGCCAGCAGAGCCGCAAGCUGCAGCCCCGGAACAGCCAAAGAAAGCUACGAAACCGCCUCAAGAAAUUUGCUUAGAGUGUAUGAUGAGGGAUAGGGAUAUGGCAGACGUUGACGUUUCUCCAGCUGUCUGGAAGCGUAACUCGGACAAAGACGUCGAAAAAGCCCUAGCGUUGUGGUCCUUACAGGAGCAAAACGGGAUAGACACCACAGAAAGAGCAGGCUUAAAGCCUCAGGAUGAAGUCACAGAGGAAAAUCUCACAAAGUGGACGACUAUAAACCCUCCAGUGUCAAAUUAUAGAGUGACGAAUUUGAAAAUAUACGUUCAAGAGCAAGUUAAUAGAAACAACGUUGACAAUUCGAUAGAUAAGACGCUCGAUAAAAUAUUGAAGUAUCCGUCAACCUCUUCGCUCUCCUCACAAAAGACGUCUCCACCUAUAGAGGAGCGCACACAACAGCGACGCCGGAGAUUGAGCGAGUCUGGCGCUGCUACCAAUACCAAUAGAACAUCUAAACAAAAUCUUGCAAUUAGUUUGGCAAAUGCACCACCAUUACCAACAGAUGCAGCCAAUCAAAUAACAAACUAUGGACAGAAGAAGGUCAUCAGAUCAACAGCAGCUAGACCAUUAACCACCGUUACUGAUGUACCUAAAUCAUCACAGCAGCUAGAAGUACCACACUCGCCGCAAUCGACAAUAGCUUCACCUGCAUCGGUGCACAAAAGGCCAUUUAGUUUGUUUUUCAAGCAUUCCAACAGAAGCGCAGCUACUAGCGUGGCUUCAGGAUUACCCUCAGGAUCAAUGGUCGACAUGCAUAUUGGACUAGAUAAGGAUGGCCACAAUGGCAACAACCAGCGCGCGAACUCAGUCAAUGGAAUGGAAAUGUGGCACAAUUCCUCUUCGAAAAGUCUAAACGAGGAUAACAAAUCUGAGAAGAAGAAGAAGAAGGGAAUUAGAGGACUUUGGAAUAGAAUACGGGGUAAGUCAACAAGUAAUGCACACUUGAGCAACAGAUCAGUUGUUGGAUCACCAAGUUUCGACGACAGACAACGAGAGGGUAGUUUGUUGGAAUUAAAACAGCAAGCGGAGAAGGAGGAUGUCCGUAGUCCACUUCCACCACCACCUUCAAUGAGAUUCCUAAGUGGUGAGACUGAUGAAGCACCGGUUGCUUCCCCAAGAACGAGAGUUUUAUUACCACAUCAACAAAAUAAUAUACCAAAUGAUACACCAAGCGAUAGACCGUCUUUCGAAUUAGAGAAUUCCCGGUCAACUUCAAGUAACUUGCAAAAACUAGCGAAUAAACGUACAACUUCAUUUUUAAGCUUUGGAAGCAGUGGUAGUAGUGUAAAGAAUAUACCAAUAUCACCAUAACGCGCAAAUACGGACUUUUAUUUCACUUAUCUUUUUUUUUAUUUUACCAACUAUAUACGCUCAUUUAUGAAUCUUUUGUUUAGAGAUAAAGAAUUUUACAUAUAUAUACCCG